AUCGUGUGGCGGUCCCGAACCGCCUCGGAUUCGAUAACCGAUAUUUAGAACCUUGAUCUUAACUAACGGAGAAAGGGUAAAUUGCUAGAAACAACCAAAAGUGUCAAAUUAUUAAAAGGGACCAAAUGUGUCUUUUAAACAUGAGGGACUAAAUGUCGAAUUGUUGCAAAUUUUAGGGAUGAAAACUAUAAAUUUCCCAAUAAUUUAAUACUAAAUAUAAUUGAGAGGUAAAUUAUGGGGAAAUAUCAGUCUGGUGUAAGAUUCCAAAAUACAUAUAGAAACAACUAAAAAAAAGUAGUUGUCUCUCUCCAUGUUUCAAUAUACCAAAGUGGUCUCCUAAAAUAAAAUUCCAAGGCAUCAAAAUUAUUGCUUCCUCACCAAACAAUGUAUUCCAUUUUUUGGUUGAUGCUUUUAGCUUACUCCACUUUGGUGAGCACUGAAAAAUUCACCAAUGAAGGCACUAAAAGCAUAUUCAUACUCGCCGGACAAAGCAACAUGUCCGGUCGAGGGGGGGUCGUAAACGGUACGUGGGAUGGAUUCGUGCCGCCCGAGUGCCACCCCAAUCCAAUGAUCCGACGGCUGAGGUCUGAUCUCACUUGGGAAGAGGCGCGGGAGCCGCUCCACAAGGACGUGGACGUCAAUAGAACUUGUGGAAUCGGGCCCGGGAUGGCGUUUUCCAAUUGGGUUCUACAGAGGGACUUGGGCCUUGGGGUCGUCGGUUUGGUCCCGUGUGCCGUCGGAGGAACGGAUAUUAGCCGGUGGAGCCGUGGCGGCCGCCUCUAUAACCAGCUGCUCCACCGAGCUCGGGCCGCCAUGCACGGUGGUGGACUGAUUCGGGCUAUUUUGUGGUACCAAGGCGAGAGCGACACGGAGAAUCUCGGGGAUGCUAAAUUGUACAAGGGGAGAUUGGAGAAGUUCUUCGCCGAUGUGCGGUCCGAUUUGAAGUCGCCUAUGCUACCUGUGAUCCAGGUGGCGUUGGCAUCAGGACAAGGAUCUUAUGUAGAUAUUGUAAGAAAAGCUCAGCUAGAAAUUGAGCUUCCAAAUGUGAGGUGUGUUGAUGCCAAGGGGCUGCCACUCGAGCCCGACGGUUUGCAUCUAAGCGCUGCAGGACAAGUUCAGCUCGGCCGCAUGCUGGCUGAUGCGUUUCUUCAGAUCAUGGCCCCUUUACCUGUUUCGAGCAGUGCACCAAAGAGAGCUCGUAACUUUUUUUCUGGACUGUUUAGAAUUUAGAUGUAUAUAGUUGAGCCUUAAUACAUAUUUAUGUAUUUAAUGACAUGGUUCUUUGUCCAAUUAAUUAGGGCUCAUACUCAUAUGGUUACAUAUGCCGGAUACAUUUUUUAUUUAUUUUAUUUAUUUUUAACAAAUUUUUCUAUUAUAAAAACGUUUAAUCUU
Molecule: messenger RNA, 1392 nt
Organism: Erythranthe guttata (spotted monkey flower)
Lineage: Eukaryota; Viridiplantae; Streptophyta; Magnoliopsida; Lamiales; Phrymaceae
Product: putative carbohydrate esterase At4g34215
Source: RefSeq, a predicted model, not a curated record